AUGUCUGAAUCAUUGCAUAAUGCGCGAUCGAGGGGCGGCCGCAGCCGCUACGCCGCCCAGGUGCAGUCGAGGAGAACCAACGAUGGUGCCAUCAUCGAGAACCCAUUGGCGCACAUGACAGACGCCGAGUUGGACGGAGACGUCAGGCAGUUUGCUCAACAGCACCUGCCCUGCGUUAGCUACGAGGACAUUCUGCGAGCCGCUCGGGUGGCCAAAGACAUUCGUCUCUAUGACAUGAUUGCAAGACGGCCUGGCUUCGACGUUCGGAACCGACUCCCCGUCCACCUCACCGAUGAGGAGAAAGAAGCACUGCGGCGGGAGCGAGAUGUAACAUUCAGCGAAAAGGGCAUGCGAAUCGUCAUCGUCACCGUCUCCUUGGCUGCGCUGCUGCAAGGCGAGCAUCGACCCCGUCUCGGUUACGAAAAGGCAGCCAGCUCUGACCAAUCUAUUCAUUCUCUAGGCUUCGUCCAGUCUUCCUUCAAUGGAGCAUCAUUAUAUACCACUCAAUGGGGACUAGGUCCAUCGGGCGACGGUGAGGAGUCGCAUGGCGAUGACUGGCGUCUCGGCGCCGCGAAUGCGUCGCCCUGGUUCUUCGCCGCCCUCGUCGGCUGCCCGCUCUCGCUGCCCGUCAACUACUGGUUUGGAAGACGAGGUGGAAUCAGCGUCGCGGCUUCCCUGAUUAUCGUAAGCUCCAUUGCCGCCAUCUUUGUCGAGAAUUGGCAGCAGCUGUUUUGCGUACGGAUCGUCAACGGCAUCGGCAUGGGAAUCAAGGCUGUCAGCACUCCGAUCCUGGCCUCCGAGACCGCCGUUGGCUUCUGGCGCGGCUCUGCCAUUCUCGCAUGGCAGCUGUGGGUCGCUUUUGGCAUCAUGAUGGGCUUCGCUUUCAACAUAAUCUUCACCAAUGCGCCAACAGAACGGCUGACUUUCGCUCUCAUCCAAGGAGCGCCUCUUGUGCCUGCACUAGCGCUCCUCAUUAUUGUCCUGUGGUAUUGCCCCGAAUCGCCUCGUUAUCAUCUCAUGAAAGGCCCAAACUACAGCGUUGAGAAGGCAUACCGGAUCUUGCAACAAGUUCGCACUACCAAGCUGCAAGCCUUGAGGGACAUGUACGUCGUCUUCAAGGCCCUUGAGCAGGAGCACGUCGGCAUUGGCGAUUUGGAUGACCACGCUCUUCUGUCGCCUGGCUUCAUCUGGGUGAUUCGAGAUUUUUUUGCACAGUUCAGGCAGCUGUUUCAGCAGCGAAGGCUGUAUAAUGCCACCAUCUCGACGUCGACGGUGAACUUGGCGCAGCAACUAUGCGGCGUCAACGUCUGCGCAUUCUACUCUGGGACACUUUUCAACCGCGUCGGCGCAGGGUCCAAUGUCAUUGCCAUGGCGUAUAGUGUCGGCUUCGGUGCCAUCAACUUUCUCUUUGCGCUUCCGGCGAUCAAGAGUAUUGAUGUGUUGGGUCGAAGAAAGUGGCUCAACAUCACGCUACCUUUUAUGGCGCUGUUUAUGCUGGGUGCGGCCUUGUGUGCGUUUAUUCCGGACCAAGAGAAGCGAAUAGGCUUUACGGCGCUGUUUCUGUUCCGUACGUCGUCCAUGCCAAUUCGAGUUGAUGGGGCACUGAUCAAGACAGUCUUCGCCAUGGCGUACUCUCCCGGCUUGGGACCAAUCCCUUUCACGCUGGCAUCCGAAAGCUUUCCGCUGUCCCACAGAGAAGCCGGCGCCGCAUUUGCUAUAUCCAUCAAUUUCUUCGCCGCCGGGUUGCUUUCCAUCUUCUUCCCACGCAUCAACUCGAAACUCGGGGGAGCAGGGUCGCUCGGCCUCUUCAGCGGACUCAACAUCGUAGCUUUGGUGUUGGUGUUUCUGCUGGUUGAGGAGACGAAGAGACGCAACCUUGAAGAACUGGACCACAUAUUUGCCGUGUCAAAGCGCGAGUUCAUGCGCUUUCAAGUCUCCCGGCGCCUCCCUUGGCUGAUUCGGCGAUACCUCUGUGGCCGACGAGAAACACGGCCAGAGCUGUAUCGAGAUUUGACCUGGGGCAGCUGGGACGAGGGUGAAGAGGCUCCGCGGGAGCUGGAUGGUGUCGACUCAUUCAUGGCAGGAAGACAUUCUUCGGCCGCAGAAGGAUCGCUACCCGAGCUCAAACUGUCAAGGACGGGGACGGGCGACAACGUCGUCGUCAGGGCCGACCAUCCAAGCGUCGUAGAGAUUGGUGACGGCCGGCCCCUUCAGCCACCGCCUCUUCAGCCGUCGCCACUUGGGAGCCAUCCGAAUGGCUUCAUGUUUGCUACUUCGGACUUUUUGAAUCGACCACCCCGACGCUGA
Drechmeria coniospora is the source of this 2307-nucleotide messenger RNA. RefSeq names its product sugar transporter. Lineage: Eukaryota; Fungi; Ascomycota; Sordariomycetes; Hypocreales; Ophiocordycipitaceae. The transcript is spliced from 10 exons. Gene Ontology annotation, biological process: transmembrane transport. Gene Ontology annotation, molecular function: myo-inositol:proton symporter activity. The record is from RefSeq and is a predicted model, not a curated record. Gene Ontology annotation, cellular component: membrane. The coding region runs from base 1 to 2307 and encodes 768 amino acids.